GUCCUGUUCCGCUGCGGAGCGGUCCUGAGAUCUGCGCCUUCCCCCGGGGCUUCACGGGCCGUCGUGCGCCCGCCUCCGGGCCCCUCGCUGAGUGUUGCUGGUGCCGACUCUUAGCGACCCUGGAGGACAGAGCAGAACUGCCCCGUAGGGGUUUCUAGGCUGUGAGCUCUAAGAAAGCGGAGCGCCACGUCUUUCUGCCACCUGGCGACUGGUGGACUCGAACCGCCGACCUUGACGUUAGCAGGGAGAGGUCGCUUUAACAUCCCAGAAAAGCGUACUCGAGUCUGUGUUUGAGUCCAGUGCAACCCCGGGGGCAGCAGCGCACCAGGUGGCAGAGGCCGGAUAGCCUCCUGGGCACGAAGAACGUUGACUGACUUAGAGGUUCGGUUUCCGUCGGGUUUCUACCUGCUUCGGAAUCGUUUCAAAGCUCGGUGCCUGUUUUACUCGUAAGCGCAGAUGUGUUUUGAACUCAUGGUCAUGGCGGCAAGCCUGGAAGACCUGCUGGGGACCGGGCCGCGUUCUGGGCACUUGGCAGAGGUUUCUCGUCUGUUAAUUGCACAAAAAGAAACGUAUCGUUCAGAGUCUCAGGCUUUGGAAUAAACUUAAGAUGCGGCAAAAUCCUGUUUCAAAGUCAGGCUCGUAACUCAAGUUUCUCUCAUUUUCCAUCCUCCGUUUUUAAAUUUUGGAGGAAAAAUAAUAUUUUAUAGCUAUUGUGUCUGACAGAACUCGUUUCUUUCAUAAUAUUUCGUAAACCCUUCCUGUGCUCCAGGUAACUGUUCUAAACUAAGCUCUUCAUUUAUCUCAUGUAAUUAGUUUAUCUCUUCCCCAUUUUACAGAUGAAGAAACUGAGGAACAAAAACUUACCUGCUGAAGGUCUCACAACUAGAAAAUGGCAAAAUUGAGAUGCUAGUAUAAUGCAUUGCUUUUUCAAAUGCAGAAUGCCCAAAAUCAUGCAUUCAGCAACAUCGAACACCUACCGUGAGCUGGACAGAGGUUUGAAAACAUGGCCAAAAGAAUUGCUGAGAAGGAAUUGACAGAUAGGAAUUGGGAUCAAGAAGAUGAAGCAGAAGAGGUGGGAACAUUCUCGGUGGCCAGUGAGGAAGUCUUGAAGAAUAGAGCCAUAAAAAAAGCAAAACGUAGGAAUGCUGGAUUUGAAUCCGAUAGUGGAGGGGCUUUUAAAGGUUUUAAAGGCUUGGUUGUACCUUCUGGAGGAGGAGGAGGGUUUUCUGGAUUUGGGAAUGUCUCUGCAGCGAAGCCUUCAGGACUGUCAAAUGGAAAUAGCAUGACCAGCACCCCUGUGUCUGCCAGUCCCAAGGCAGCCACAGAGACCAAGACGACUUUUGGUUCUGUUACUACAAAUGGUCCUACCUCCUUGGUUGAGAAAAAUAUUUCAGAUCCCAAAACUAAUGGCAGCAGUCAGCAGCCCUCCGGCUUUUCAGCCAGUGCAACGUGCCGUGGCAAUGCCUAUCACAAGCAGUUAGCAGCCUUAAAUUGCUCCGUCCGCGACUGGAUCGUGAAGCAUGUGAACACAAACCCACUCUGUGAUCUGACACCUAUCUUCAAAGACUACGAGAAAUACUUAGCGAACAUCGAACAGCAACAUGGGAACAGUGGCAGCAGUAAUUCUGAAAGUGAAACUAACAAGACGUUGGUUGAAACACAGUCUCCUUCACUCUUUGGUUCAACAAAAUCACAGCAAGAAUCAGCGUUUUUGUUUCAUGGCAGCAAAACUGAGGCUUCGUCCGAGAAGACGACGGACCCGUCCCCAGGAACAGCAAGUGCCUCGUUUAACUUUGGCAAAAAAAUCGACAGCGCAGUUUUGGGCUCGCUGAGCUCUGGGCCCCUGGCUGGGUUUUCAUCCUCCCCAGGAAAUGCCAGCAGCUUAUUUGGCAAAGAUACUACCCAGAGCAAAGCAGUGUGUUCACUGUUUGCCACCAAAACGCUGGAGAGCCAAGCAGAAGGUGGGAGCAGUGACUGCAAAGGUGGAGACCAAGAAGAGAGUGAUGAGCCACCCAAAGUAAUCGUUACUGAAGUCAAAGAAGAAGAUGCUUUUUACUCUAAGAAGUGCAAACUAUUUUACAAGAAAGACAACGAAUUUAAAGAGAAGGGUGUAGGUACUCUGCACUUAAAACCUACAGCAAAUCAGAAGACACAGCUCCUGGUGCGGGCAGACACCAAUUUAGGCAACAUAUUGCUGAAUGUCUUGAUUCCACCCAACAUGCCAUGCACCCGGAUGGGGAAGAACAACGUGCUCAUUGUCUGUGUUCCCAACCCUCCCAUCGAUGAGAAGAAUGCCACCAGCCCGGUGACCAUGUUAAUCCGGGUCAAGACUAGCGAGGACGCCGAGGAGUUGCACAAGAUUUUAGUGGAGAGGAAGAGUGCCUGAGGCCAUGGGCCCAGUGGGGCGAGUGCUGCUUCCCAGCACCCCUCACCGUGCUGGUUUUCUCCUCUCCUCCUCUGACAUUCUAAGAACUUAGAGAUAACUGAAAAACUCCUGUGAGGACAUGAAUAUGGCCAAUAAACCUUUGAAUGUUAA
Molecule: messenger RNA, 2536 nt
Organism: Loxodonta africana (African savanna elephant)
Lineage: Eukaryota; Metazoa; Chordata; Mammalia; Proboscidea; Elephantidae
Gene: NUP50
Product: nucleoporin 50
Exons: 8
Coding region: 1004-2386 (460 amino acids)
Biological process (GO): protein import into nucleus
Cellular component (GO): nuclear pore
Source: RefSeq, a predicted model, not a curated record